Tupaia belangeri chinensis (Chinese tree shrew) is the source of this 2194-nucleotide messenger RNA. It is a transcript of the gene HGFAC, whose product is annotated as HGF activator. Gene Ontology annotation, molecular function: serine-type endopeptidase activity. NCBI's taxonomy places the organism in Eukaryota, Metazoa, Chordata, Mammalia, Scandentia, Tupaiidae. The transcript is spliced from 14 exons. Gene Ontology annotation, biological process: zymogen activation; blood coagulation. The coding region runs from base 166 to 2121 and encodes 651 amino acids. Gene Ontology annotation, cellular component: extracellular region; rough endoplasmic reticulum. The record is from RefSeq and is a predicted model, not a curated record.
UGUACUGGUGCACCAGCUGGACACCGGAAGGGUGGAAGACUUCCUGCCAGUGUGGGCCCAGAACGGAAGGCAGCCGAGGUUAAUCAUUGCCACAAGGCCUUGACCCUACCUGCCCUGGCCUCUGUUCCACCUCCUGCUGUCCCUCCUGCCAGCCCAGGAGGAGCCAUGGGGCGCUGGGCCUGGGUCCCCAGCCCCUACCCCCCAACCAGGCUUUCCCUUCUCCUGCUGCUGCUGCUGCCUCAUGUGACCCAGCCCCAGGCUAGUGUGAACCAUACCGAACGUCCAGAACCUAACGCCACGGCAACCCCUGCAACCCUCAUGGUCCCCGUGACCUCUGCGACCCCUGAGGCCCCAGCAACUAGUGCUCCAGAGGCAGAGAGACCUCAAGGUGGGGGGCUCCCAUCACCAUCCAGGGCUGCUCCCUCGAGCAGCAUCCCUGUGGACCAAGGGCUCACAGAGGAUGGGAAGCCUUGCAGGUUCCCCUUCCGCUACGGAGGCCGCAUGCUCCACUCCUGCACCUCAGAGGGACGUGCCCACAGGAAGUGGUGUGCCACGACCCACAACUAUGACCGGGACAGGGCCUGGGGCUACUGUGCAGAAGCUGCCCCACCUCUGGAGGACCCAGCUGCCCUGGACCCCUGUGCCUCCAACCCCUGCCUCAAUGGGGGCACCUGCUCCAACACGCAGGAUCCCGUGUCCUACCACUGCACCUGCCCCAUGGCGUUCAUGGGCAAGGACUGCGGCACAGAGAAAUGCUUCGAUGAGACCCGCUCUGAGUACCUGGAGGUGGGCGACCGCUGGGCCCGCGUGCACCAGGGCCGUGUGGAACAGUGCAGCUGCACCGAGGGCCAGGCCCGGUGCGAAGACACCCGCCACACAGCUUGUCUGAGCAGCCCAUGUCUGAACGGGGGCACCUGCCACCUGAUCGUGGCCACUGGGACCACCGUGUGCGCCUGCCCGCCAGGCUACACUGGGAGGCUCUGCAACAUUGUGCCUGCGGAGAGCUGCUUCUUGGGGAAUGGCACCCAGUACCGCGGGGUGGCCAGCACUGCGGCCUCGGGCCUCCACUGCCUGCCCUGGAACUCCGACCUGCUCUACCAGGAGCUGCAUGUGGACUCGGUGGGCGCUGCAGCCCUGCUUGGCCUGGGCCCUCACGCCUACUGCCGGAACCCAGACAAGGACGAGAAGCCCUGGUGCUACGUGGUGAAGGACAACGCGCUGUCCUGGGAGUACUGCCGCCUGGCGGCCUGUGAAUCCUUCGCCAGAAUCCAGCCCUUGGCCCCUGAGGUCCUGGCAACCCUGCCUGAGCCAGCCCCCACUGGACGCCAGACCUGUGGCAAGAGGCACAAGAAGAGGACGUUCCUGCGGCCUCGCAUCAUUGGGGGCUCGUCCUCCCUACCUGGCUCCCACCCCUGGCUGGCCGCCAUCUACACUGGGGACAGCUUCUGCACGGGCAGCCUCAUCCACACCUGCUGGGUGGUAUCUGCAGCCCACUGCUUCUCCAACAGUCCCCGCAGGGAGAACGUGUUGGUGGUGCUGGGCCAACACUUCUUCAACCGCACAACGGACGUGACACAGACGUUUGGCAUCGAGAAGUACAUCCCAUACCCCCUGUACUCUGUGUUCAACCCCAGCGACCAUGACCUUGUCCUGAUCCGCCUGAAGAAGAAAGGGGACCGCUGUGCUGUCCGCUCCCAGUUUGUCCAGCCCAUCUGCCUGCCCGAGUCUGGCAGCACGUUCCCGGUGGGACACAAGUGCCAGAUUGCCGGCUGGGGCCACACGGACGAGAAUGUGAGCGGCUACUCCAGCUCCCUGCGGGAGGCACUGGUCCCCCUUGUGGCCGACCACAAGUGCAGCAGCCCCGAGGUGUAUGGCUCGGACAUCAGCCCCAACAUGCUUUGUGCCGGCUACUUCGACUGCAAGUCCGAUGCCUGCCAGGGGGACUCGGGCGGGCCCCUGGCCUGUGAGAAGAACGGUGUGGCCUACCUGUACGGCAUCAUCAGCUGGGGCGACGGCUGUGGGCGGCUCAACAAGCCUGGCGUCUACACCCGAGUAGCCAACUAUGUGGAUUGGAUCAACGACCGGAUACGACCUCCCAAGCGACCUGUAGCUCCCUCCUGAGGCCCUCCAGGGGGCAUCCUGCCUUCUUACCAUUCCCUGCCUCUAAGACAAUAAAGAUGUCUCCAAGAACCCA